AUGACACACAGCGCCAAAUCUGAUGUAGCACACGAGAAAAAAAAAAGCGAUGGUUUUUUGCUACUUUCUUUUUCUUACUUCUCAAACGGAUAUUCCGCUUGGAAAAGAAAAGGCGUGGCUCGGGGCAUUGCCAUUUUGGAAAUAGACUUUGGCGUUCCACGCCCAGAAGCGACCAAAGCGGCCAAUCAGGCCCACAGACGGGGCAGCAUGGCUUCUGGGCGGGCGCAUUUGUUAGGAACUGAAAAAGGCCCAGAGCCGGGCCCAGGCCCUUACCACGCCCGAUCCGGAAAGCGCGUUGCUUCUUUGGGACGAAAUAAUCGGAAGGUAAGCAGGUCCAGAUCCGCGUAG
Molecule: messenger RNA, 348 nt
Organism: Saccharomyces kudriavzevii IFO 1802
Lineage: Eukaryota; Fungi; Ascomycota; Saccharomycetes; Saccharomycetales; Saccharomycetaceae
Gene: API2
Product: Api2p
Exons: 1
Coding region: 1-348 (115 amino acids)
Source: RefSeq, a predicted model, not a curated record